UCUUUUUCGUCUUCAAAAGAUUCCUAUCCUCAUUUCUAUUGAGCUGCUGAGUUACUAUUCCCUAUUCCCUUGUGCCAUUGGUGUAGUUGAUGAUGGCUGAUAUCAAAGUAGAUAUGGCACAGCGUGACCAGCAGCAGCAUGUCAUAGUUGAAGCUCCAGAAAUGGAGAAACAAGAAGUAAAGCCUCAAAAAACAAAGCGAGUGGCUUCCCUUGAUAUUUUCAGAGGCCUAACUGUUGCACUGAUGGUGUUGGUUGAUGAUGCUGGAGGAGAAUGGCCUAUGAUUGGGCAUGCACCAUGGAACGGUUGCAAUCUUGCAGAUUUUGUGAUGCCAUUCUUUCUGUUUAUUGUGGGAAUGGCCAUCGCACUUGCUCUCAAGAAAAUACCAGAAAAGCUAGUGGCCAUCAGAAAGGUGAUACUAAGGACUCUCAAACUUCUGUUUUGGGGCCUCCUUUUACAAGGGGGAUAUUUCCAUGAUCUUGACAAGCUAAAAUAUGGUGUCGACAUGAAUAGGAUAAGGUGGUGCGGCAUUCUCCAGAGAAUUGCUCUCGCUUACUUGGUAGUGGCAAUGGUAGAAAUAACAACAAGACAAGCCCAACCCAAGGAACUAUCAACUCGAUGGUUCUCCAUAUUCAAGAUAUACUAUUUGCAAUGGGUUAUUGGAGCGUCUGUUUUACUAGUUUACUUGGCCACAUUAUACGCAACAUACGUUCCUGACUGGCAUUUUGUUGUCCAGAACCCGGACAGUGUUGAUUUUGGGAAGACUUUAACUGUUACUUGCAAUGUGAGAGGAAAUUUGGAUCCUCCUUGCAAUGCAGUGGGUUAUAUUGACAGACAAGUACUUGGAAUCAAUCACAUGUAUUCGCGUCCUGCUUGGAAGAGAUCUAAGGCAUGCACUAAAAAUUCCCCAUAUGAGGGACCUUUUAGGGAUGAUGCACCAUCAUGGUGUUUGGCACCUUUUGAACCUGAAGGAAUUCUGAGCUCAAUUUCUGCUAUUCUCUCUACUAUCGUUGGAGUUCAUUUUGGACAUGUCCUUAUCCAUAUGAAGGAUCACACAUGCAGACUUUUGCAUUGGGUUGUCAUGGGCGUAGCUCUUUUGGUUUUAGGAAUUAUCCUCCAUUUCACUGAUGCUAUUCCUUUAAAUAAGCAACUAUACACCUUCAGCUAUGUCUGUGUAACCUCAGGAGCAGCCGCGUUAGUGUUCUCUGCUUUCUACAUUCUGGUUGACAUUUUGAACUUGAAGUAUGUAUUUCUGCCACUGGAAUGGAUUGGCAUGAAUGCCAUGCUUGUUUAUGUAAUGGCCGCCAGUGGAAUAUUUGCAGGCUUCAUCAACGGCUGGUACUACGAGGAUCCUCAUAACACACUGAUAUAUUGGAUAAAGAAGCACAUUUUCAUUGGAGUAUGGCAUUCAACAAGAGUAGGAACUCUUCUUUAUGUCAUCUUUGCGGAGAUUCUGUUCUGGGCUAUCGUUGCUGGCCUACUUCAUCGAUUUGGCAUAUAUUGGAAGCUUUAGUUCUGAUGAAACCUGCAUCUUCUGCAGUACAUCUUGCAGUACAAAUGAUUUCAUUGGUUAUUGCUUGUAAAAUAAAAAAGAAGCAAUAUUUCCAUUGGAAUUCAUGUCAAUUCUUCAAGUUUAUGUGAACUUUCUUGUUGAAUUAUCCAACAAGAUAGACAGAAUAGGGAUUGCUUUCA
Messenger RNA from Nicotiana attenuata, 1690 nucleotides. Its product is annotated as heparan-alpha-glucosaminide N-acetyltransferase. NCBI's taxonomy places the organism in Eukaryota, Viridiplantae, Streptophyta, Magnoliopsida, Solanales, Solanaceae. The record is from RefSeq and is a predicted model, not a curated record. The transcript is spliced from 13 exons. The coding region runs from base 90 to 1511 and encodes 473 amino acids.